Molecule: messenger RNA, 837 nt
Organism: Raphanus sativus (radish)
Lineage: Eukaryota; Viridiplantae; Streptophyta; Magnoliopsida; Brassicales; Brassicaceae
Exons: 1
Coding region: 34-714 (226 amino acids)
Source: RefSeq, a predicted model, not a curated record
UUUAUCAUCCAAAUUAAAAAAAAAAUAGAAAAAAUGAAGAAAAAAGGAAAGUCUUUUAGCCGACUAAAUCACCACUAUACAAUAACCUCUCUAAUUCACUUGUGCUACUUUCAGAAAACAACAAUGUUGGAGAGGAGAAAAAAUUGUUCGUUGAUGAUGUUGGAGAGUGGAGAACAAGCAACGAUUGAUAUUGAUGCAAUCGUGUCAUACAAGUCUUCCUUCAACACUUUAGAGAUAAUACUAAAGCGUGAUACAGAAGUGCUUCUCGUACACCAGCGUGACGGAUCCGUGGACACUAUCGGAUCAAACACAGCUCCUCCAUUCCCAAUCCCUUACAUCCUACUAAAAGACAUUGUUAGCUUUGAUCCGCACAACAUCAAUCCUCUCCUCCAGUUAGACCCUGUUUUAUGCGAUCAUCUUUCAGUUAAAAUCGCUUCUAAAGCAGCCGAGGAGCGAGUUUCAGGGCCAUUAUACAUCUUCCUAUACGUCACAGUCACUCCACACAGAUUCGUAGGAGACGAUAUUCCUUUCCCUGAACUAGACGAGGAGAUGGAGACAUGCGCCAUUUGUUUGGAGGAGCUAAAUCCCAGGGGUGAAAUCUAUUUCGACAUGCCAAAUUGUUCUCAUCAGUUCCACGAUCUAUGUAUAUCCAUGUGGUUGACUCGUAGCAACGCUUGCCCUAUCUGCCGCGCUUUUGUUGUGACAAGAUCCUAGGAAGGCUCUGGAACAGAUGAGAUAAUACUUUGCAGAAACGAAUCAAGAGACUCGAGUUUCUCAAAGGCAGUGGAUCGAAUGGUGACACAAGAGGGAUGGAUGAUCUCUUGAUACUCCUAGAUA